GGGAGAGAGCACUGGGGGAGUGGCGGCAGGUCAAGGAGACACAGGAUGAGCAGUAGAGGGCGUGACAGGAGCAGAUGUAACAAGAUCAGAUGUCAACCUCAGUGAAUGCGCUGCAGCCCAGCGGAUAACCAAGCGUGGAUUAAGAGUGACAUUACAGUGAAGAGAUGGCUGAGCUGAGAGUGAAGAAGGUUCCCUCUGGUUGUCCCCCUGUCCCUUGGAGAAUGCUGCUGAUGGGCAGACCAGGAAGUGAAAUCAGCAGUGUGACUAUUGUCAUUUGAACUUUAUACGGAAUAACCUGUUGUGGACCAUGCAAGUAUUUUUGGAAGCUAGCUAUUGAUUUGUUUCUUACACUAACUAGCCAUGGUGGUGGAGCAGAGAAGCUGGGUGCUGACUUGCGCCACUGUCGCCUUUGUCGCAGCGCUUUACCUGCCCUGCACACAGAAGGCUGUCCCCGGUGGAGACUCAGGAGAGCUGAUCACCGCUGCUUGUGAGCUGGGGGUGGCUCACCCCCCGGGAUACCCAGUCUUCACCCUCUUAGCCUGGCUGGCUCUGUCCCUGCUGCCCUAUCUCUCCCUCUCCGUGUCUCCGGCCCACAGUGUCAACCUGCUGAGCAGCUUGCUGGGGGCCGGGGCCAGCGGGGCCCUCUGCUUCACUGUCUGCAGACUGGCAGGCCCAGGGCCGGGUGCGGUGCUGGCUGGGGGGGUGUUUGCUGUGUCCAGGCUCAGCUGGCAGUGGUCGGUGGUGGCUGAGGUCUUCUCCCUCAACAACCUCUUUGUUGGGCUCCUCUUCUCCCUGACUACCAGCUUCCACUGUGCUGACAGUGCCCCCCAGAGGAGGAAGGUUUCCCAUUGGGGGGCGCUGUGCUGUGGCCUGGGUCUGUGUAACCAGCACACUCUGGUGUUGUACGUGGUGGUCAUCAUUCCCUGGGUCCUGCUCCAACUCUACUCUCACAGAGAGCUGUCUGCCUGUGGGGUGAUGUCUCUGGGACUGUGUUUCCUGGGGGGUCUACUGCCCUACGUCUACCUGCCUAUCUCCUCCUACCUGAACACAGCUCGCUGGAGCUGGGGAGACCAGACUUCCCUCUCAGGCCUCUUUACUCACCUACUGAGGACUGAAUAUGGCACCUUCAGCCUGGCCAAGACAGAAGGUACCGGGAACCUCACCAUGAUGCUAAAGGCUCAGCUGGACCACUGUAUGGCUGACCUGUCCCUCCCUGUGCUGUUCCUGGCUGGACUGGGCAUGUUCCUCAUCUCCUGGGACAGGAGACGCCUUGUUGUUCCCUGGCUACUGACGGCCAUGCUGCUACUCUACUCCCUGUUCUUUGCCUGGAGAGCCAACCUGGACAUCAGCAGACCCCUACUGCUGGGAGUGGUGGAGCGGUUCUGGCUUCAGAGCGAUGCUGUGGUGUGUGUGCUGGCUGGGCUGGGCCUGAGUUGGACACACACAGGCCUGGAGAGGAGGCUAGGCCAUGGGGGUCUGUGGAGGGCCGGAGGCUGGCUCUUCACCGUAGGUGUCCUGGCACACAUGGUGCACUCCAACCAUCGAGAGUGUGAUCAGAGCAUUAACAGUGUUGUGGAGCGGUUCGGCAGGGAGCUUCUGGCCUCUGUUCCUCCAGACUCUAUCAUCCUGACCCGGGGAGACCUCCCAGGGAACUCCCUGCGCUACCUCCACUACUGCCAGGGGGUCCGGCCUGACGUACACCUCGUUGACCAGGAGAUGAUGACGUACAGCUGGUACGUGGCCAAGCUGGGCCAGCAUCACCCUGGGGUUCAUUUCCCUGGGCUCUGGUGGGACCCGGUCCACACUGAGGAGAAGGACACCUUCAGUCUGGAGCAGUUCCUCUCUCACAACACACGGUGGGCCGUGCUGGCCUGCAUCGGGCUGCCUGACGGGGACCCCAGCUGGGAGAGGAGCUUCUCUCGCUGGCCCCUAGGCGUGUGUGACCACCUGGUGCCUGCCCAGGAGCACUUCCACCCAGAGGAGUGGGCCCGUCGCACCCGCUACAUCUAUAACUGGACCGAGCCACACAACAGUUUCCACCCAGGGUCCUGGGAGAGGGUGGCUAAUGAGGAGAUGUGGCAGGCCAGGAUGAAGACGGCUUUCUUUCUGUUUGACCUGGCUGAGAGGAUCCAGGGAGAGGGGAAAGCUCGCCUGUUUGAGCUCUCCUACACUCUGUAUAAGGAGAUCGUGGAGAGCCAUACAGACUACCCUCCCAACUGGGAUAAAAAUCUGGCCCUGGCCAGCGAGAGGCUCCUGCGUUCAGGGAAGCAGGGCCACAGCCCUGACAGCCUGCUGACCUGCAGCAUCCAGCACUUCAGCCUGUACCUGGACAAGGAGCCCACGGACUCCCAGGCCCCCGCCAUCCACACCGCCGUCUCCCACCUGCUGCAGGAGAGGACCAGGCUCCGGCAGAAACACACCCCGUGAGGGAGGGGAGUGUCAGAUAGAGCAGGCAUACAGGAAGUACUGCAGGACACCAUGGAGACUUAGGAGGAGAGGUCCUCUCAAUGAGUGUGGCAGCCAGGGGAUGUUGACUGACCUACAGGCUGCGUCUGGUGCUCUAACUUCUCUGGUGGUUGGGAUGAAGGGUUUUCUCAGGGGUUGAACACGCCCAGUACAGUGGAGAGUAGACUGGGCUCUACCGGCAGUCAUCAUGGACAAAUGUAUGUAUGAUGCCCUGGAAAAUUCUGUGAUGAAGUAAGGCAGGAAAAACAUCCCUUGUCAAAGAAUUGGCUACAACAUGGGACCUAAUAUGGAGGUAGUGCUGGUGAUGGGGUUCUCUUUGAUGAGGUGGGGUUGUCCAGACAAACAGAAACCAGGCUGCACCUCACACUGCAGCAAUGUUUUCCACUGGGGACAUUACAUGACUUUUGCAGCCUGGAUUGAACCCAAUCAAGCUGUUCAAGUCUCCCACACAUACACACUUGUAUUUACUAUUUCCCUGUCUAAUUCUUCUCUCUCUCUCUCUGCAUCUCUUUCUCUCAAACAGCUUUUAACGUUAUGAUUAUGUGGCCGUGGCCACCUGCUGAUUUAGUUAUCUUUUUCUCCCAUUAGGUGGCAGGGCUGAGAUUGAGGGAAACCCAAUUUGGGUACAGAAAUGGGAGAUUAGAGCAGGCUCUUAAUCUGUGACAGAUUUGUGCAUUGCCACGCUGUCCUGGGCUCUGGUCUCUUAGCGUGACCCUGGCUCCCAGUCGCCACCCCUGCCCACCGACUAUCCAUCCAUCUGAGUUGGUCCUUUAAAAACGAAUGGAUUCAAUGAGCUUUUUUUUCUCCCUUUGACGACAGAGCUAUAAUCCCUCAUAGAUUUAAAUUAAAUAUGAAAUGUUACAAUGCCAGGGACCCUUUCAGAGGUGUGUGUGUGUGUGUGUGUGUGUGUGUGUGUGUGUGUGUGUGUGUGUGUGUGUGUGUGUGUGUGUGUGUGUGUGUGUGUGUCCCUCCAGUGAUACGCAGAGAGGAAAAACACACGCGCACACACCGAGCAGUGGAACGCUUUCAUUUCCAGAGAGACAUUCCAUCACGCAGACAUCGAGUCACAACCACAGUCACGCAGACACUCAGCGACGUUGCAUCCAGACAUGCAAAGGUCCUCAGCAGCACGACCCACACUCCUGGAUAGAUGGACUCAGUCAAUUGAGGCUGGUCUGAGAGACAUGGUGAUUCAGUACACUUAAUUACAUCUUUAACUACUUUCCCUUUCAUUCCUUCUCCCCUCUGUUCUCGCAUAGACUUUCUACCUAAUUUACCGUAAACAUUCUCAGUCUGUGAACAUGCCAUUUCACUCUUUUGGGGCUGGUGUGUUUGAUAUUUGGGCGCCACUGAUUUCUAUGAGACCUGGUCCACAGCCACUCCUGUGUCCUGUCCUGUCAUCUGCUCUCAUUGUACUUUUAAUGGCAUGGACAGAGAGGGCAGAGCACUAGAAGUGCUGCUCUGGGUCCUUUCAGAAAACAACCUGCCCUCUGCUCUGUCCACGGCGCUGGCUGAUGAGAACGGGCCUAGGACAGAUGGUACAUCUCUCUCUCUCAGAAAAAAAUAUUUUUCUGUUCUCCAAAGAUUAAAAUACUCUAAGAAAGA
Messenger RNA from Oncorhynchus kisutch (coho salmon), 4071 nucleotides. It is a transcript of the gene tmem260, whose product is annotated as transmembrane protein 260. The transcript is spliced from 19 exons. Bases 361 to 2427 code for a protein of 688 amino acids. The record is from RefSeq and is a predicted model, not a curated record. NCBI's taxonomy places the organism in Eukaryota, Metazoa, Chordata, Actinopteri, Salmoniformes, Salmonidae.